AGAUGGCAGAGGAUGACUUCUACCUUCGGUAUUACACGGGGCAUCAAGGAAAGUUCGGCCACGAAUUCUUGGAGUUCGAGUUCAGGCCUGACGGCAAGCUGAGAUAUGCAAACAACUCCAACUACAAGGGAGACAACAUGAUUCGAAAGGAAGUGUUUGUGAACGAAGGAAUCCGUGAGGCUCUCAAGAAGAUCGUGGCGGACAGUGAGAUCAUGAAGGAAGACGACAACAACUGGCCCAUGCCUGACAAGGUUGGACGGCAAGAGCUUGAGAUCGUGCUUGGUUCGGAGCACAUCUCUUUCACAACCACUAAGAUUGGAAGCUUGCUGGAUGUCGAAGACAGCAAGGAUCCGGAGGGACUCAGGGUGUUCUAUUACUUGGUGCAGGACAUCAAGUGUUUCGUGUUUGCCAUUGUGCAAAUGCAUUUCAGAAUCAAGCCAAUCUAAGUUGCGGAUGAAUUUGUGAUGACUGAAGCUGUACAGCACAACCUCCCCCACAUGAGAGAGCAUUCAACUCCAUGUGGUCUGCAGGAACUCAAUAUCUUGACUCAAGUUCAGCUCACAUCUUGUCUCGCGACGAUCUGUGUUCCUUUAUGAUGAAUUUCAAGUUAACAAUAAAUUCCGAGAGAUAAAA
Messenger RNA from Guillardia theta CCMP2712, 633 nucleotides. RefSeq lists its product as hypothetical. The record is from RefSeq and is a predicted model, not a curated record. Gene Ontology annotation, biological process: RNA splicing. Gene Ontology annotation, cellular component: exon-exon junction complex; nucleus. The transcript has 2 exons. Lineage: Eukaryota; Cryptophyceae; Pyrenomonadales; Geminigeraceae. The annotation marks the transcript as partial.